AUGGAUCGCACAACCAACAUAAUCAACGACGACGAGGUUGCACUCGCGAUGGCAAUGUCCUCUCAGGGUAAGAAGCAGGCGAAAAAUCAGAAAAAGGCGACCAACAGCGGCGCAUCUGGCUUCAAGGCACCCAAGAAGCCCAAUGGUGUACCAACCGCGAACAACAAAGCAAAGCCAGCUGCCACUAGAAUCAGGAAUCAAGAUACGAGAGUCAGAUUCUAUGAGGCAAACGGCUUGAAAAUACCGCUGUACGAUAAUAAUGGUCAGGGAACCAAGAAGAGGCAGCACCCUCGCUUGGCAAGGUCCUUGCUCAACAGGAGCGUGGACAAUUUACUCGGCAUCGUGGAGCAGUAUGCCGGCGCCGACAAGAAGCAAAAGUUUAUAAACAAGGGAAUUUCAAAGCUAAAGCUUGCGACUUGGAUCGAGGAAGUGGAAACACUGGCACUGGGUCGCAAUCAGAAGUCGACCUUGCCAAAUAACAGCCAAAACAAGACAGACAAAGCUGCCGGGACCGUGAGCCCAGCUCUUACAACUCAUACCCAGCAGUUCACAAGACAAGCGGUCCCGACCCCGACUGAGCCCCAAACCGUUGAAGAUGAUCGUGCGCGUGGACCCCUUGGCGGUAGGAAGAGAGAUGCACCCGACGAAGGACCUAGUAUCCAACCGCUUCAGAAGCAUCAGAAGCGUAACCACGAAACAAAUACGGGAGCGAUUACUGGACAGUCCAGCGAGGAAGGUCUAGUGGGCUUGCCAGGGAGCCAAUCAACUCCACAAACGCUUGCUCACAUCAACAUUUAUAGCAAUACCGACACCGCUAUAGAUUACAGACAUGAUUUUAUGGGGAGGACUGGCCUUAACCCUUCCGAUCCCGACCGUUCUUCGGUUGUCCUUUGGGAUCCCAAAGAGCACCACGUCAUCACAGCCAUAUCCUAUCCGAAUGGUGAAAUGCAUCUCUUUGAGACAACAGUCCCAAGCGACGGGAGAAACGUUCCUGCUCCGCGUAGUAAUCCGUUUCUCAAACCAGGAAAGCAUGGUCGCCACGGCGAUUUUAUCGCAGAUCCUGAUAUAUGGACCGGCCGCGGCCAUCAAAUGGAAAGAAACGAUUCUGCGAGUUGGGAAAGAUACAAAGAGUUCCAAAGGGUGUUCGAGCAAGAUCGCUUCAACAACCGAACGUCCAAUGAUGGUGUAGCUCUCGACCAGACAUCAAAGGAUACAUGGGUUGAGUGGCAAAAAUGGUACAGCGGGUUUUUAGAGAAGUAUCCUGGCUAUGCCGUCGCUCACCUGUGGCCUUGCGGUUGCGAGGUGAUGACUGAUGGCACGGAGAGCGAGGAAGAGUGA
Molecule: messenger RNA, 1338 nt
Organism: Pyrenophora tritici-repentis Pt-1C-BFP
Lineage: Eukaryota; Fungi; Ascomycota; Dothideomycetes; Pleosporales; Pleosporaceae
Source: RefSeq, a predicted model, not a curated record